Messenger RNA from Hemisphaericaspora subhashii, 4683 nucleotides. RefSeq names its product Gsl1p (gene GSL1). The transcript is spliced from 3 exons. Lineage: Eukaryota; Fungi; Ascomycota; Pichiomycetes; Serinales; Debaryomycetaceae. Gene Ontology annotation, molecular function: 1,3-beta-D-glucan synthase activity. Gene Ontology annotation, biological process: (1->3)-beta-D-glucan biosynthetic process; fungal-type cell wall polysaccharide biosynthetic process. Gene Ontology annotation, cellular component: plasma membrane; 1,3-beta-D-glucan synthase complex. The record is from RefSeq and is a predicted model, not a curated record. Bases 1 to 4683 code for a protein of 1560 amino acids.
AUGGAUGAAUAUUCGCAAAGCAAUCAACUAGAUUCAAAGUACAAGUCUUGGAAUAUUGAAAAUGAAGCUAUGAUACUUGAUUCAGAUAUAUGGGAAAUAUUUGUUGAGGUUGGAAACAUCUUUGGGUUUCAAGAUGAUAACGUAAGCAAUAUGUUUGACCAUUUUAUGACCCAAUUAGACUCCCGAGCUAGCCGAAUGACCUGCUCUAAAGCUUUGCUAUCAUUGCAUAUGGAUUAUAUAGGUGGUACUUUUUCCAAUUAUAAGAAGUGGUAUUUUAGUUCUCAGCAAAAGUUUGAUAGUGAUCCGUCAUGGAAUCCUAAAAUGAAAGUGAAAAAGAAAAAGAAGAUCCAAGAAGAGGAUGGAGAGUUCAGAUGGCAAAUGAAAUAUUUUAACCACUCUGAGAGGGAUUACAUACUACAUAUAGCACUAUAUUUGCUUAUAUGGGGAGAAGCUAACAACGUAAGAUUCAUUCCAGAAUGUCUUUGUUUCAUUUUUCAGUGUGCGCUAGACCACUUGGGACUACGGAAGGAUGUCCAAUUAGCUGCCCUACCUAAAUUUCAUUUUUUGAAUCAAAUAAUUAACCCCAUAUAUAAUUUCAUAAGGGAUCAGCAAUUUUCAUUUGUAGAUGGUGUCUGGAAAAGAAAAGAAAUAGACCAUUCGAAAGUAAUAGGUUAUGACGAUAUAAAUCAACAAUUUUGGAGUCCAGAAGGACUAUAUAGAAUUAAGUUACAGGAUGGAGCCAGAUUGUAUGAUGUUCCAAAACAGGAAAGAUACAGCCAGAUUGCACAAAUUGAUUGGAACAAUUCCCUAUCAAAAACAUAUCGAGAGAGAAGAACGUGGGUUCACGUUUUCACCAAUUUCAAUAGGGUUUGGUUAAUCCACGUUACAAUGUUUUGGUAUUUCAUGGCAUUCAACUCCCCUUCUCUUUAUACAAUUAACUACACUCCAGAGAAAGAACCUCAAUUGCAUAUUAGGUUGGCAGUUGUCGCAAUUGGAGGAACAAUCGCAGGUUUAUUGUCAUUUUUCGCAGCCAUGUCGGAGUAUUUUUUCAUUUCCCGAAAGAUUCCUCAUCGACAAAAAGUGCUGUACAGAUUAGGGAUACUUUUCCUCCUUAUUUGUAUCAAUACUGGACCUUUAGUAUACUUGUUGGGAUUUUUAAGAUGGGAUAGAUAUUCAUAUCAUGGAGAUGUAGUGGGUAGUGUACUGGUUGCUAUAUCUAUCAUCACAUUCCUUUAUCUAGCAUUAGCUCCACCAGGUCAUUUUCCAGGUACAAGUUCAAAUAACUCAUUUUCAGCUUCCUUUCUGAAGUUAAAGCGUCGCAGUCUUUUAUUUUAUUUGACUGACUUGAUUUUAUUCUUCUUAGAUACUUAUCUUUGGAUCAUGACUAAAAUUUAUCACCCAUCCCCUGCUGGUGACCCUAAUAGUUGUCUAAUUAUUAUAUCACAGAUUUGGAACAGUAUUAUUAUUUCAAUGUACAGAGAACACUUUAUAUCGGUGGAGCAGGUCAGCAAGUUAGUGUAUCAGAGAGGAGUUACCGAAGAAAAUACCAUCCGUCCCCCAUUAUUCUUUGCAUUUGAGGAUGAUAAUACAUUUCAGUUACAUGAUUUUUUCACCAUUGGAAUCGAAUGUGAAAGAAGGAUUACUUUCUUUGCUCAGUCACUUUCAAGUCCGCUUCCAGAACCCUUUCCUGUUGUAUCUAUUCCAGCUUUCACAGUAUUAAUUCCCCAUUAUUCAGAAAAGAUUUUAUUAAGCUUAAAAGAUUUAAUCAAAGAAACCAAAUUUUCGAAAUUGACACUUUUGGAUUACUUGAAGCAGCUUCAUGCUAGUGAAUGGGAUUCAUUUGUGAAAGAUAGCAAGAUGUUACAAACAAUUGAAGUUGAUGAUAAAGAAGGAACACAACUUUCUUUGAACCUAGUUUUCAAGAGCAACACAAAAGAGGACACUGAUAGGUACAUCAGAGAUAAGAUUGAAGAUUUACCAUAUUAUUGUGUCGGUUUUAAAGAUUCAUCACCUGAGCAUACAUUGAGAACAAGAAUUUGGGCAGCACUUAGAUGUCAAACAUUGUAUAGGACAAUAUCUGGAUUUAUGAAUUAUGACACCGCUUUGAAAUUACUCCAUAGAACGGAAAAUCUUGGAUUCUACCUUGAAGAUCAAUAUCAAUUGGAAGAUGAACUAGAAGAAUUUGUAAGUAGAAAAUUCAAUCUCUUGGUUGCAAUGCAAAAGUUUCAAAAUUUCACUCCCGAUGUCGCAGAAGAUGCUCGUAUACUAUUCAAGGCAUAUCCAAAUCUAAGAGUGGCUAUAUUGGAAGAAGAAGAUAAUAAAGGUGAGAAGGAAUAUUAUUCAACAUUAUUGGAUGUAUCCCAAAAAGAUACAAAUGGAAAAUACGUGAGAAAGUACCGAAUUAAACUAUCUGGGAAUCCAAUCUUGGGAGAUGGCAAAUCAGAUAAUCAGAACAAUGCGAUAAUAUUCUAUAGAGGGGAAUAUAUUCAAGUGAUUGAUGCGAAUCAAGAUAACUAUUUGGAAGAAUGUCUCAAAAUAAAGUCCUUAUUAUGUGAGUUUGAAGAAAUGAAAAUGGAUAUUACUUCAGGAUAUGUUCCCGGUGGUGACGCAAAACCAGAGAAGAGUCCAGUUGCAAUUCUCGGAGCUAGAGAGUUUAUCUUUUCUCAAAAUAUUGGCAUUUUGGGAGAUAUUGCUGCAGGAAAAGAGCAAACAUUUGGUACGUUGUUUGCCAGGACAAUGGGUGAAAUUGGAUCCAAGUUACAUUAUGGACAUCCAGACUUUCUAAAUGGUAUUUUUAUGACAACUCGAGGAGGUAUCUCAAAAGCACAAAGGGGACUACAUUUGAACGAGGAUAUAUAUGCUGGAAUAACUGCAGUUUGUCGUGGUGGUAGGAUAAAGCAUUGUGAUUACUAUCAGUGUGGGAAAGGUCGGGAUCUUGGGUUUGAAUCUAUUAUUAAUUUUACGACCAAAAUAGGAGCUGGAAUGGGAGAGCAAUUGCUAUCAAGGGAAUAUUUUUAUUUAGGUACUCAAUUACCGAUUGAUAGGUUUCUUUCAUUUUAUUAUGCACAUCCUGGAUUCCAUAUCAAUAACCUUUCGAUUAUGCUUUCAGUGAAGAUGUUUAUGUUGUUAUUGGCCAACCUUGGUGCUUUAAACUAUGGAACUAUUACAUGUGAUCCUGAUGAUCCUGGAAAAACACCCGGCUGUCAUAAUCUUAUACCGGUAUUAAAUUGGAUUGAUAGGUUUGUUCUUUCAGUGUUUGUGUGUUUUUUUAUUUCGUUUUUGCCAUUGAUUAUUCAAGAGCUUAUUGAAAAGGGAUUUAUAAAGGCGGUUUUUAGAAUUAUGUUCCAGGUAGUUUCACUAUCACCAUUGUUUGAAGUAUUUUUAUGCCAGAUUUAUUCUAAAGCACUCCGAGAUAAUUUGGUAUUUGGCGAAGCUCAAUAUAUUGCUACAGGUAGAGGAUUUGCAAUAUCAAGAAUACCUUUUGCAACUUUAUAUUCUCGAUAUGUUCAUUCCACAAUUUAUUACGGUUGCGAAAUUUUUCUUGUGAUCGUAUUUGCAUCAUUGACUAUUUGGAGAAAAGCUUUAAUGUGGUUUGCUAUUACAAUAAUAUCGCUAUGUUUGGCUCCUUUCGUGUUCAAUCCCCAUCAAUUUAAUUUUGCUGAUUUUUUCCUAGAUUACAGACAGUUUAUACGAUGGUUAUCAAGAGGGAACUCCAAACCAAAAAUACUGUCAUGGAUACAUCAUACACAAAGGAGAAGAUCUAAAUUGACCGGAGAGAAAUUGGGUAAAUAUGUACUGGGAAGGAAUUCAUCGUCGUUUAAUUUAUUUAUAGGGGAAGUUGUUUCUCCAUUUGCCAGUGUUGUACUUUAUUUGCUUCCAUAUAUGUUUAUUAACCGAUCAAGUAAUUAUUUGGAAUUGAGUUUAAAAAAUCCAAUUCUUAGAUUGGUUCUUAUAACGUUAUUACCAUACUUGGAGAAUGCAGUUACAUUACUAUUGUUAUGGCCAAUGUCAGUAUUAUUAGGACCCAUUAUUGGUUAUUUUUACAAGACGAUUCCAGCAUUCAUAGCAGGGGUUGCCCAUUUCAUGGCUAUUGCAUUUAAUAUUGCUAAUUUUGAGAUUUUAUUCUUUUUAGAAGGUUGGAAUUUUGUAAGACUAAUAUCCGCAUCUUUGGUUAUUUUCAAUUUGCAUAGAAUGAUUUCUAAUUUUGUACUUAUAAUAUUUGUAUCUAGAGAACGUGGAGAAGAUGUUACAAAUAAAGCAUGGUGGUCAGGUAAUUGGAUCAAAAGUGGGUUGGGAUUUUUUGUGAUUACCCAACAUGUACGAGAGUUUAUUGUUAAGAUUUUAGAACUCAAUAAGUUUACACUUGAUUUCAUUGUGGGUCAUUUCUUAUUAUUUGCCAUGUUUCCAAUUUUAUUCAUUCCAUAUAUUGAUACUUGGCAUACUAGCAUGUUAUUUUGGAUUAAACCGACGCGUCAGUUUUUCCGUCCAAUACUAAGUAAACGACAAAGGAGGAGACGUAAUUGGACCAUUCUAAGAUAUUUCAUAUUAUUUUUGUUAAUAUUUAUUAUAUUUGUUUCAUUGAUAAUAAUUCCUAUGAUAUUGGAGAAGAAUUCAAAGGAUAUAGUACCAUUUUUGAAGAAGUUGGUUGGGAAAGUAGGUGGAGGAGGAGAAGAAAAGGUGUGA